This is a messenger RNA of Drosophila sulfurigaster albostrigata, 665 nucleotides long. RefSeq lists its product as uncharacterized. Bases 44 to 652 code for a protein of 202 amino acids. NCBI's taxonomy places the organism in Eukaryota, Metazoa, Arthropoda, Insecta, Diptera, Drosophilidae. The record is from RefSeq and is a predicted model, not a curated record. The transcript is spliced from 2 exons.
GUAAACAUUCAUUCAGUCAAGUCAAUUCUGAUCGUCAAGCAAUAUGAAAGUAAUCACACUUUGUCUCCUGGUCCUCGUGUCGGCCAGCUGUCUGCUUAGCGUCAAUGCCAAUGCAGCAGGUCCCAAUGCCGUCGGCUUUGAGGAUUUCGACCUGGAUGCGUUCGAGGCUCAGCUGGAUGAUGAGUACAUGGAUUUCGAGACAUUCGGUUUCAUCAGAUCCGUGCGCAAGGCAUUGAAGAAGGCCCUCAAGACAGUGCGUGGCGUCAACUGCAUUAUUAAGGAAGUGAAUGAAAUCUUGUCCGCAUCCACCGGUUAUGUGGAUGCUAUUGAUGCCUGCGGCACUGCUGUGCCCAAGGAUGUUCUUGCCAUUGUCAACUCCUGCAAGACCAUCAUCAGCUUGUGCAACGACGUCAUCAAUGCGAACACCAAACUGUGUACCAAUGAAGAUGGCACCUCGACGACUUCUAAGAAAUGCUUCAGGAAUAUGUUUGUGACUGUCAUGAAGCUAACCAGAAAGAUCAACAAGACGCUGAAGCAAAUGGCUAGCCUGCCCUCUGAUACAAGCUCCUGCUUUGUGGAUGCCACAAACAGCGUGAAGACUAGCUACAACAAUUUCUUGCCCAACAUCAACACUUGCGUGGAUUCCAUGUAAAAUGUGUCACAAA